CUGACAGUUUGUCUGUUGUCCUUCACAGGUAACCGUUUCUUCCUGACGUCAUUCGGCGCUCUGUAUAUCUCAGAAGUGCAGAAGGAAGAUGCUCUUUCCACCUACCGCUGCAUCACAAAGCACAAGUACAGUGGAGAGACUCGUCAGAGCAAUGGAGCCAGGCUCUCUGUUAUGGACCCUACGGAGUCCACCCCGUCUGAGCUGGACAGUUUCCAAUCCGGUGAGGUGCAGGUGGGGCACAGUGUAGAGCUGCCGUGCAUCGCCUCCGGAUAUCCUAACCCCACCAUCCGAUGGCUGAAGGAUGGUCGGCCAUUACCAGCUGACUCCCGCUGGACACGGCGCAUCACUGGUCUCACCAUUUCCGACUUGAGACUUGAAGACAGUGGCAACUACAUUUGUGAGGUCAUCAACAGCUUUGGCUCCAAAGAGGUGACAGGUCACCUCAACAUCAUAGAGCCACUGCGCGUUACCCUGUCUCCCAAGAACCUGAAGACAGGAAUAAGCAGCACCGUCAUACUGUCUUGUGCAGUCCAAGGUUCCCCCCAUUUUACAGUGUCCUGGUACCGCAACACAGAACCUGUCCUGCCCGAUCAGCACUUUUCCAUCCAAGGAGCUCACAAUGAGACUCUGUUUAUUUCUGCUGCACAAAAGAGACACUCUGGAGCCUACCAGUGCUUUGCCACGCGAAAAGGCCAGACUGCCCAGGAUUUCUCCAUCAUACUGUUAGAAGAUGGGACACCCCGUAUUGUUGCCUCCUUCAGUGAAAGAGUGGUGGUCCCAGGUGAGCCGUUUUCCCUGAUGUGCGCCGCUAAAGGAGCACCUCCGCCCACCAUCACCUGGACCCUGGACGAUGAGCCUGUGGCCAGGGACCUGUCGCGCGUCAGAGCCAGUCAGUUCACGCUCUCCGAUGGCAGCACCGUGAGCCACGUCAACGUCAGCAGCCCACAGAUUCGAGAUGGAGGAGUGUAUCGGUGCGCCGCACGAAACUCGGCUGGUAGUGCCGAGUACCAAGCGCGCAUAAACGUAAGAGGCCCGCCAAGGAUUCGGCCUAUGAAGAAUAUCACUGCAGUGGCAGGAAGAAACAGUUUCAUAAGCUGCCGUGUAAUUGGGUACCCUUACUAUUCAAUCAACUGGUACAAGGAGGGACUUCUGCUUCCAGACAACCAUCGCCAGGGGGUGUUUGAGAACGGGACCCUAAAGCUCAGCGAUGUUCAGAAGGGGAUGGACGAGGGGGCCUAUGUCUGCAGCGUGCUGAUCCAACCCCAGCUAUUCAUCACACAGACGGUUUACGUCACUGUCAAAGUGCCCCCACUGAUCCAACCGUUUGACUUUCCCCCAACGUCCAUCGGAAAACUGAUGUACAUCGCCUGCGUGGUGUCGUCUGGAGACAAGCCCAUACGCAUCACGUGGCGCAAGGAUGGCCAGGAGAUUGUCCCCUCUUCAGGGAUCACCAUUGACACAAAGGAGUUCAUGAGCUCCCUCCAGAUAACCAUGGUGUCACUCAAACACAAUGGCAACUACACUUGCAUUGCAAGCAAUGAUGCUGCCACUGUCAGCACGGAGAGGCAGCUCACCGUUACAGUACCUCCUCGGUUUGUUGUACAGCCCAACAACCAGGAUGGGAUCUAUGGAAAAGCAGCGAUCCUGAACUGUUCUGUUGAUGGAUAUCCCCCUCCUAAGGUUAUGUGGAAGCAUGCCAAAAGUGCACUAGUUGGUAUUGGAAACCCACAGCAGUACCACCCUGUGCCUCUGACAGGGCGUAUUCAGAUCAUGGGGAAUGGCUCUCUACUGAUAAGACAUGUCUUGGAAGAGGAUCGUGGCCUUUACCUCUGCCAGGCUUCCAACGGGGUGGGCUCAGACAUCAGCAAAAGUAUGAUCCUCACAGUUAAGAUCCCAGCAAUGAUCACCAGUCACCCCAACACUACUAUGGCUAAGAAGGGUCAUGUGAAGGAGCUGAACUGCACAGCAAGGGGAGAAUGGCCCAUCAUCAUCCGAUGGGAAAGAGGCGACACGGUCAUUGACCCUGACCGAAACCCCCGUUACUCCAUAACCACUAGUCCCAAUGAAAAGACAGAUGAGGUGCUGUCCACACUCAAGCUAAAGCCAGCAGAGCGUGAGGAUUCAGUCUUCUUCUCUUGUCAUGCUAUCAACUCUUACGGAGAGGGGCGCGGCCUUAUCCAGCUAACCGUGCAAGAGCCUCCAGACCCUCCAGAACUGGAGGUGCGAGAAGUAAAAGAUCGUAGUAUGAAUCUCAGGUGGACUCAGAGGUUUGAUGGAAACAGCGUUAUUUCUUCCUAUGAUAUUGAAUAUAAAAACAAAACAGAUUCCUGGGAACUUAAGCAUGCAACCCGAAACAUCUCUCCUACAAACAAUCAGGCCAACAUAGUGGACCUACACCCUGCCUCUGUGUACAGCAUUCGCAUGUACUCUUACAAUGUAAUUGGCAAGAGUGAGGCCAGCAAGGAGCUUACAAUAAGUACAGAGGAAGCGCAGCCUGAUGGGCCGCCAAUGGAGGUAAUCCUUCAGCCAGUGACCUCUCAGAGUAUCAGAGUCACAUGGAAGGCUCCAAGGAAGGAGCUGCAGAAUGGAGUGAUCCGAGGUUACCAGAUUGGUUACCGAGAGAAUGGCCCAGGCAGCAAUGGUCAGUACAGCAUUGUGGAGAUGAAGGCCACUGGAGACAGUGAGGUCUACACCCUGGACAAUUUGAAGAAGUUUGCCCAGUAUGGUGUGGUGGUCCAGGCCUUCAACAGAGCUGGUACUGGGCCUUCAAGCACAGAGAUCAAUGCUACCACACUAGAAGAUGUUCCCAGUCAGCCUCCUCAGAAUGUGCGAGCUAUCUCUGUUACAUCUGAUGAGGCAGUGAUCACAUGGGCAGAGCCUCCAAGAAUGACUCUGCAUGGGGUUCUGAAGGGAUAUCGUGUCGUGUUUUGGGCUGUCUUUCCAGAUGGAGAGUGGGGUGAAAUGCAAAAUAUCACGACCAUCAAGGAGCAGGUGGAGCUCAGAGGCCUAGAGAAAUUCACCAACUACAGCAUCCAGGUCCUGGCCUUCACACAGGCAGGGGACGGCGUCCGGAGCAAUGUUUUAUACAUCCAGACUCGUGAAGACUACCCUGGACCCCCAGCUGGCAUAAAAGCUGUGCCCUCCUCCGCCAGCAGUGUCGUAGUGUCGUGGUUACCUCCUCACAAGCCAAAUGGAAUCAUCCGCAAGUACACCAUCUAUUGCUCCAGCCCUGGCUCAGGCCAACCGUUGCCAAGUGAAUACGAAGCCAAUCCAGAGCUACUAUUUUACCGAAUUACCCACCUCAACCACCGGCAGCAGUACUUGAUCUGGGCAGCUGCUGUUACCACUGCAGGCCGCGGUAACUUCAGCGACAAAGUCACUGUGGAGCCAGCUGCCAAGGCGCCAGCUAAAAUCCUGUCAUUUGGGGGUACGGUGACUACGCCUUGGAUGAAAGAGGUGCGCCUCCCCUGUAGCUCAGUAGGUGAACCCACCCCCACCAUAAAAUGGACCAAAGACAGUGAGGACACAGCUAUCCCAGUGUCUCUCGAUGGACAGCGCCUCAUUAUGGCCAAUGGGACAUUAGUGCUGCGCUCUGUCAAAGCUGAGGACUCGGGUUAUUACACUUGCACAGCCACCAACACUCUGGGCUUUGAUACCAUUAUAGUCAACCUUUUGGUCCAAGUCCCUCCAGACCAACCUCGUCUAACCGUCUCCACCACCUCGACCUCCUCCAUUACUCUUGCGUGGAUUCCGGGUGAUAAUGGAGGAAGCUCCAUCAGAGGUUUUGUGCUGCAGUACUCUGUUGACAAUACAGAGGAAUGGAAAGAUGUUUUCAUCAGUUCUACUGAGCGCUCCUUCAAACUAGACAAUCUCCGUUGUGGGACCUGGUAUAAAGUCAAAUUGGCUGCCAAGAACAGCGUUGGUGCCGGACGCAUCAGCGAGAUCAUUGAAGCAAAGACUCACGGCCGAGAACCUCAGUUUAACAAAGAUCAGCCUGUCUUCACCCACAUCAACUCCAGCCACGCCCGCCUCAAUCUCCAGGGAUGGGCCAGUGGAGGCUGUCCAAUCACUGCCGUCACACUGGAGUUCAGACCAAAAGGAACGUGGGCCUGGCAGACUGUGCGCACCAAUGCUACCAACGACGUGUUUCUCGCUGAACUCCGUGAGGCCACUUGGUAUGAACUGAAGAUGAAAGCAUGUAACAGUGCUGGCUGUGGCAACCAGAGCUCCCAGUUUGCAACACUGGACUACGAUGGCAGUACCAUUCCCCCCAUUAAAUCCCCUCUUGAAAAGAAUGACGACGUCAAGAAGCUGUUCUCUAUUGGUUGUCCUGUGAUUCUGGUCACUCUGGGAGUUGCACUCCUCUUCAUCAUUCGCAGGAAACGCAAAGAAAAGAGGCUGAAACGACUAAGAGAUGCUAAAAGCCUUGCAGAGAUGCUUAUCAGUAAAAACAACCGCAGCUUUGACACACCAGUUAAAGGACCUCCUCAGGGACCACGGUUACACAUCGACAUCCCCAGAGUGCAGUUGCUAAUUGAGGAUAAAGAAGGCAUCAAGCAAAUUGGUGAUGACAAAGCUACUAUCCCUGUGACAGACACAGAGUUCAACCAAACUGGGAAUCCUCAAAGCUUCUGCACUGGUGUGUCUGUUCAUCACCCUGCCCUCAUCCAGAACACCGGUCCGUUAAUAGACAUGUCUGACAUUCGACCAGGAACUAACCCGGUGUCGAGAAAGAGUGUCAAGUCAGCUCAUAGUAUCAGGAACCGUUAUUCCAGUCAGUGGACACUUACCAAGUGUCAAGCUUCCACGCCAGCCCGCACUCUCACGUCAGACUGGCGCACAGUUGGCUCCCAGCAUGGCAUCACGGUCACAGAGAGUGACAGCUAUAGUGCCAGCCUCUCACAGGACACAGACAAGGGGCGGAACAGCAUGGUGUCGACGGAGAGUGCCUCCUCUACCUAUGAGGAGUUAGCGAGAGCCUAUGAGCAUGCCAAGCUGGAGGAGCACUUGCAACACGCCAAGUUUGAGAUUACAGAGUGUUUCAUCUCCGACAGCUCAUCCGAUCAAAUGACCACAGGUACCAAUGACAAUGCUGACAGCAUGACAUCAAUGAGCACACCAUCAGAGCCUGGUAUCUGCCGUUUCACUGCCUCACCACCCAAGCCCCAAGAUUAUGACCGUGGCAAGAAUGUAGCCGUGCCCAUUCCACACCGCGCCAAGAGUGACUACUGCAACCUACCCCUAUACAUGAAGUCAGAUCCCUUUUUCCGGAAGCGGUCAGAACAUCAUGACCCAUGUCCAGUGGUUCCACCUCGUGAAGCCUCUAUCCGUGGCCUGGCCCAACGGGCUUACCACACCCAGGGCCGCCACGUGACUAUGGACUCUGCGAAACAGCAGGCGCUGACGAUGGGCCACUCUGGUCUGUCCAACCUCACGUCCUCGGGGGCUUCCUCUGGAGGAGCGACGGGGGGCGGUGGUGGAGGUAGUGGGGGAAGUGGAGGCUUGUCUGCCAGCUCCAGCAGUUCCACCCUUCCACAGAGGACUCUCACCAUGCCUGGCUCCUCUGCCUCUGUGGCUCAGAGCGCCGCUGCCGCCGCAGCCGCUACCGCUGGAGCUUCAGGGUCAUCGUCCUCCUCCGGUGGCGGAGGGGCAGUGGGGGCCACAGGAGGGACCCCGGGCGGUGCCUCGUCUUCCUCCUCCAAGAUGGGCGGAUCCAGGGACUCUCUGCUGGAGAGCAGCUCCUCGGGCUUGGGCAGACUGCAGAAGCAGAGAGAUGGAGGUUCAGGGGCCUACUCCAAGUCCUACACACUGGUGUAGCCUGCCAUCACCGGGGCCUGUCACUGUAACUCUUAAUUAAAUGCUGGUCGAGCCAGCGCUUGCCUGGAGCCUCGAUCGUAAAUUGGGGUGAGAAACAAACACUUGCACAGCUCACCCAUCAGUGCCUGUGCUGUGCCAGGCUGCAGGGGCUUGUUGGGUUCCCACUGACACUAUUUUUUUUGGUGGAGGCCAGAGUUUGGCCUCCCUCAGCACAGGGGUUUGCCUUUCUUUCUGCCUGAUUGCUUUCUGGUUUUAUUGUGUCAUUACAUUCUCUUAUUUCAUCACCCUGGAAAUCACCUGCCAACACAUAAAUAAUUUCUCUGUCUACUUAGCGUUGUUCAAUUUCUGGAAAGGACACACAGUACUGAUGCACAAAACGCUUUCCAUGUGCACCAUCUUUGUUUUAUGAGCCACGACAGCCGUAAAAAUGAACCAGGUCGUUCAAGAUGGGGUGUUCAGGUUUUUAGAUUUUAAAGCUAUUAAUUUUCCAGUCUGAUGAAAAAUGAGCUCAUGUUACAGCAUUGUGCAAUGGCAGGAUGCUUUUUUCCGUAUGCAUAAACCACCAGCUUUGGCAUAACAGGCUGUGCGUGGUAACUCCAUCACGGCUUCAUACUUUGGAGGUAGGACUGUUGUCUCAAUACAAGCUCUGAGGUCAAUCUGAAACACGCCAUUGAUGAGAGAGCGUUGUGGGCCUUUCAUGAACUGACUCAAAGCAGAGCAGAUAGAAAAUUCAAGCAUCAUCGAGUGAAACAUGAAUCCAGAAUUAUACCAUCGUUUUUAACUUUAUUUUCAUAAAAUGAAAUCUCAUGUGCACUAAGAAAACGUUAGAAUGGAUCCGAGUAACAGAAACCUACACAAGCCUGCGUGCGUGUGUUUGUGUGUGUGCGCGCGAGUGUAUAUGUGUAAAUAUAAAUGUAUACAUGUGGCAGGCACACACCUUCAAUGGACCUUUGACAACGCGGGCAGAACGGAAACCCGAUGCCGAUUCUUUGUUUUGUACCACUAAGAGGGGAACAAAAGUGAUUAUGAUGAUAUUGGUUCUGCAGAUCUAACACUCUGAUCCUAAUUUGGUCCAACAUUUUGAUUCGUUUACUGUGCCUGACAACACAACAGACUAAAUGCAAAAGUACUGAUGAAAAAAGACCGCUCGUUAGAGUUCAAGAAGACAUAAGUUCCCCUUUUGGCCUCUUUAAUUUCGACAGAGCAAAGAAGGAAGAGACCCUUUUAUGGUUCAUCAUUGCGCAAAAAUACCACUUAUCCACUUAACUUUGUCCAUACUCACUUUCCAUCCUUUCCCACCUUCCCAGUCAUCCAGCCCCUCUUCAUAUCCAUACAGUGUCACUGUGAUCUAUUGCUAGCAUGUGGGCUUGUCAAAGACAGACACACAGACUGAGAGAAGAGGUCUAAUAUGCACAGAAAGACAGACUUGCUUUUUUACUGUUAGUGACAACUUGAAUGGAGCAACGAGUUGCAACCACUCAACACACUUAGAAGUAAACAAGGAAAAUAUUUGUAUGAUCUGGAGUUCAUGAGCAGAUGCUGAGAUUAUAGUUAUAGUGCUCAAUUGCUGGUAGGACUUGAAGGCAACAGCAGAGAGAAGAGUGGUCAAUAAACCUAAAAGAACUUUUGUCCCUCUACCGUUCUGUAUUCAUUUUAGCUUUAUACAUGGUACUGUAUGUAUUAUCUUUCUUUUGUUUGCUUUUGUUUUUCAUUUCUUCACCCAAAGCUUAAUCCCAUGACAAAGAUCUUUCCAAAAAAGAGUCACUCCAAAAGUUUUGCAACGGUAAAACGUAACAUCAGGGCUCUUGCAAUAGAACUAAGAAAAAAGAUAUCAUAUAUGUUUGUUUUCAAAAGUAUGUACAUAUAUAUUUCUAUUCAAAUAUAUAGCAAAUAUAUGAAUAUUGAAAAAUGCAGAGAAAUAUAAAAGCCGUUCUAAAAUAUAUAUGAAAAAAAGAUCACAAGACAAUCGCUUAGUGACGAAUCACAAGGGAGAAAGCAAAAAGUGAAGAGUGAAUAAUAAACGGGUAGCACAAACAAACAGAAGUUCUUUGAGAGACGGAAAGUAGUGUGAAAGUUGCUGUUAAUGAGGGAACUGAGGUUUUAGUGAAUAAUACAUCUAUACCCUUGUGAUUUUGUAAAGGAAAAGCACAGUAAAGUGAAAUUACAGUGUGAGAUUGUGUCGCUGAUGAACUGUGGUCUGUGGCAGAACGUGUGGCAUUGAAAAAGAAAACAGUAAAAGAAGGACAGCCUAUACAGUAAUUGAGCCUCUUGUGUUAUGUUGUUUUGUUCCCUUCUAAAGGUUUGUUCACAAACUCAGUGCCAUUGCAAGAUCAAUGAACAGGAAAAAAAAAAAGUAUUUCUAUUCCUUAUCUGUGUCAUUUCAAGUCCUCUCCAAACUCCGGGACUGCAGGCCGAUGAACCGACUCCACACUGAAAAGUGCAGAAAACUGUAUUCAUGCUUAAUUUUUCUUUUAAAACUCAACAAGUGAGACGUGUGAUUUGCUUCCCAUUAAUCAUGGUUGCGAUGCCUUUCAUUUUGACCUUUAUGUUUCAAGUUAUGCAAAUACUUGUUCUCAGAGCUUGGGAAAAGGUUAAGCCUGUUUUUGACAUCCACAAACAGGAUCUGCCUUAUUCCUCGUGUAUGGAUACUUGGCUGGAGUGAUGAAAUAAACUUCUAACCAACCUGCCUUCCCCCGUUGUACAGUGAAGUUGAUCAAAGUAAAUGCAAUGUUUGUCUUUAAAGAAAACUCCAUCCUGUUUAUGAGCUCUGAGGAAUACUUCUGGAUUAAAAAGAUGAGAUUAAUUUUGUAAAUGCAUUUGUUCUCAAUUUGUACGUCUACAACAUGCAUAGCACUGCUAAAGUACUUUGGUGAGUGAAAUAGCAGAUUUCUUUUAAGUUAAAUUACCACAAUACACCAGCUCUCAGCUACAUAAACUCAAAAGGAUUUUGCAGCUGUUCACUAAUCUUUCAUAGCUAUAUCAACUUUUGUUCUUCAAAUCUCUGCAGUAAAUCUGUUGAGUAACACAGUGUGUCAGACUAAAAAAAAAAAGGUUGCAGAAUUUUUAUUUAUCCCCAUGUUACUUGGCAAUUUUCCAAUAUUGUGAUUGUUCAUAUUGUGUAACAGAUUUUGGGUGGAUUUUUCCUUAAAAUACAACAUAAUUUCAAAUUGACUUCUGUGUGUGUGAAACAAACUUCCCAAAUUCCACUUUCCCAUCCUUUGUCACAUCUGCCAGCCUAUCAGUAACUUCUCAGCCUCCUCUGUACCGUUUUGACCACCUUUAUAUUAUUAUUUCUACACUAUAAAGGAAGACUUGUGUACAUAAGGAGGUGUUUUGUAUAAAUGAUGACUAUUUUCGCCAUCUUCACUAAAAAACAGGGCACAAUGUAAACUUUGAAUUAAAUUAAUGUGAUGAGGAAUGAAAAACUAUAGAAAUAUACCGAUAAUUACUUUAUGCUGAUUUUUGGACCAGUUUAAACAUGUCAGAGUGGACCAUAGUUAAUCGUUUUAUUCAGUUUUUUUUACUGAGCUUUUGGUUGCAUAUACUUUUUUUUUCUAUUACGGUACUUAAUUUCCUCUUUUGUUCCACUUUUUGAGGGAGGGGGCAGCAGCUUUGCAUGUUAAGAAAAUUUUGCUGGUUAUAAAAGAAAACAAGGAAAUGUGAAUUGAACUAUAUAAAAAGGGACGUGGUCUGAUGAAAAAUGUUUUUUUCAAACGUAGUGGGAAUUCCGUAAACAUUUAUGGGAAAAUGUUGCUUCAAUUUGCAAUUGCUUGUGUUUCUCUCUAGAUUUUCUUUUCUAUAAAAACAAACAAAAACAGGAAAAAGAGUAUUCAACACCUUGUGCAAUAAA
Menidia menidia (Atlantic silverside) is the source of this 9667-nucleotide messenger RNA. The record is from the annotation of a GenBank genome assembly. Lineage: Eukaryota; Metazoa; Chordata; Actinopteri; Atheriniformes; Atherinopsidae.